CAACAAAGAGUCGUACGAUUACGGGACCAAUAUUAAUGGUGGAAACGUUGGAAGCGUCACCGCGAACUCCACACCUCUUGUUCACCAACAACGGCAGACGACUAGCGACUACAAACAGGCUAUUAAGGCUUGAGAAUGCCCCAAGUACCAUUGACAUGCACACAGACGGGCCAACCCGUGCCAGACUGCCUCGUUCACACCCUCGACGGUAACUUCGUCGACGGCUCAGGCAGAACGCUCCUUCUUCGAGGUGUAAACCUGUCAGGAUCGUCGAAAGCACCCGUCGGUCACCCUUCGUAUGCACUGAAAGACUUUUGGGAGGCGGGCGAAGCUGGCAGCGAAAGUUUUGUCGGUCAACCCCUCAAUCUCGACGACGGUUCAGCGGACGAGCACCUCAGACGACUCAGAGGAUGGGGAUUCAACAUGCUCAGAUACCCAAUUACUUGGGAGGCACUCGAACACGAGGGACCUGGAAAGUAUGACUAUGAAUUUAUGGACUAUACCAUUCGAGUACUGCGAAAGUGCAAGGAGUACGGGUUCAAAGUUUACGUGGACCCUCACCAAGACGCGUGGUCGCGCUUCUCAGGAGGGUCUGGUGCACCAUAUUGGACACUCCCAGCGUGUGGUAUAAAUCCUCGCGCAUUUACAGCGACCCAAGCAGCCAUCCUACAUUGCGAAUACCCAUCACCUCUACCAGAUUUGCGCGACCCUGCAUCUCUCCCCCCCAUGAUCUGGUCGACAAACUACGGCAGGCUAGCUUCACAAACCCUCUUCGCUCUCUUCUUCGGCGGCCGGACCUUUGCACCCAAAUGUAUUAUCGAUGGCGUCAACAUUCAGGACUACCUCCAGUCCCACUUUACACGCGCAUUCGCUAUCCUUGCUGAGCGCAUACGCGACGCAGGUGGGCUGCUAGAUGAGGUCGUCAUCGGAUGGGACGGCAUGAACGAACCUGCCGAAGGUUUCAUCGCCUACCCCGACCUAAACGUAUACCCUACGGUCCAAGGCUCCACACUCAAGAAGGGAAGCGUACCUACUCCAGCUCAAUCGUUCCGCCUUGGUAUGGGUCAGGCGCAAACAGUUGACAAUUAUACAUUUGGCGCGUUUGGCCCCAGACGUGAUGGUACUGUCACCAUCGACCCUAACGGUGUUAGUAUAUGGGCAGACCCCGCGGACGAACCGGGAGGCGUACACCCGCAGUGGAAGUGGCAUCGGGACCCCCAGUGGAGGCUUGGUAUUUGCGUGUGGGCGUUACACGGCGUAUGGGAUGUUGAGACCGGUUAUAUUCUCCAGCCCGAUUACUUCCGCCAUCUCCCCUGGUCUAGCUUGGCCACUUCCUGUUCUGCAGAGCCACAACCGCGUGUCGAAGUCGAUUUCCUUCAAGAUUUCUUCCUUCCACAAAUCACUUCUUACUUCUCUGCCAUCCGCGCUGCACACCCAAAUGCAAUCGCGUUUGUGCAAGCCCCCGUAUUCGCUGUUCCACCGGAAGUCCCCGAAACGCUUCUCCAGGGACGUGCAUGCGCUGCCCCUCAUUACUACGACGGCCUGACCCUUCUCUCUCGUCACUGGAGUUGGUAUAACGCCGACGCUCUGGGAAUGAUCCGUGGAAAAUACUCUAAUCCUCUCUUCGCAGUUCGAGUCGGCGAAAAGGCGAUACGGGCUUGUAUCAGGAACCAGCUUGGCGUGCUCAAAGAGGACGCCGCGCCGCGUUCGCCUUCGCCCGCGGUGCGAACGCGAUAUCCAACCAUCAUCGGCGAGAUCGGCACGCCAUUCGAUAUGGACGGUAGAGCAUCGUAUGAACCCUCAAAUCCUAGAUACGGCGACUACCGCUCUCAAGAACGCGCGCUGGACGCGAGCCUAUCCGCUGCCGACGGUGUGAAUGCGCUCAAUUACACCGUGUGGACCUACUGCACGGAUAGCACGCAUCAGUGGGGUGACGGAUGGAAUAUGGAAGAUUUGAGUCUGUGGUCCAGUGAUGACCUGAAACGUCGCACCGAGUCUACGACCAGCAUGGGCAUGACCAUGAAUGGAGGGGUGGCGCGACUCUUGCCACGCUACGUUUCCCCAUUGCUGCCUUACACAUCGGUUUCUGAACCGGCACACGUGCGUCUUGCGUUCUUGAGGGACGGUGCACGUGCAGUGAGGGCCUUCUGUAGGCCGUGGCCCAUCAGCACUGUCGGGGUACCAGCCAAUAUCGAGUUUGAUAUUGGUAAAGCGACGGUAAAGAUCGUGGUGAGUGUUAGAGCGGUGGAUAUGCCGCGUGUAUAUGAGCAGUUGGGUGAUGGCGAGGAAGUCGAGGACAUAGGAGGUGCCGAGGAGGAUAGCAAGAAAAUGAAGGGUAGCGGGACGACCUCCGUUUAUUUCCUAGAGAGCGAAAAGACAUUUGAAGAGAAGCCGAGUCCACUCCCGACUGAGAUUUUCCUCCCACUCGUCCAUUUCGCCUCGGAGACCUGCGUGUCACGCUCACUUGUGAUCCGGGAACAGACCUUACCCGAUGGAGAUGUCGAUCCCGAUAUGCAUGGGAUUGGAUGUGUGACGACGGGGACAGCAACGCCCAACGCGUAUACGGCAUCCACGGCGACCCUCCCAUUGUCCCCGUCGUCAUCGGAUCUGGUGUCUCCCUCCGAGAUACGUAUUGUGAACGAGGCGUAUGAUGUGACUGUGAAGAUGUCCGAAGGCCGUGUCGAGCUGUGUGAACGCACGCAGAUGCUACGCUGGUUCCACGCCGUUCCAACGACACCGGGGGCACAGAAAGAGGAUGGUGCGAUCAAGUACCCUCAUGGCGCAGGUGCAUGUUCGAGGUUGGUUGGAUGGAUGGAGAAACUUUGUGGUGGUGAUCUGAACCCGUGUCCCGAAUCAUGCAUUGUCAUGUAGGGAUCCUACAGCUGAUAACGCAUGCGUGCAUGGUCGAUGAGGGGAGGCGUGCGCUAUUGUAUUAUGCUAAUGUCUUCGGGACGGACGGUUCACACAGAUUCCCCUGUAGCAUUAGAGCUGGGCUCAUGGAUAUAAUGGUGUAC
This is a messenger RNA of Pisolithus orientalis, 3014 nucleotides long. RefSeq names its product glycoside hydrolase family 5 protein. Gene Ontology annotation, biological process: ergosteryl 3-beta-D-glucoside catabolic process. NCBI's taxonomy places the organism in Eukaryota, Fungi, Basidiomycota, Agaricomycetes, Boletales, Pisolithaceae. The transcript has 6 exons. Gene Ontology annotation, molecular function: steryl-beta-glucosidase activity. The record is from RefSeq and is a predicted model, not a curated record. The coding region runs from base 136 to 2871 and encodes 911 amino acids.